Molecule: messenger RNA, 519 nt
Organism: Ostertagia ostertagi
Lineage: Eukaryota; Metazoa; Nematoda; Chromadorea; Rhabditida; Trichostrongylidae
Source: the annotation of a GenBank genome assembly
AUGCUCUUCAAUGGUUCAUUGUUCUUCCACAGAGCCGGGUUUCCCCGGAUUGGAAAGUUUGAGCUGACUACAGGACGAUACGAUGAGAUCGAAAUCCCUGGUGCUGCACACCAGGGUAACAAUUACCUAUUCAAUAAAUCAAUGAACUAUUUUGAUCUGGCCAUCGACGAGAAUGCACUUUGGAUUCUGUACCACUAUGAAAAAGAAAAGUUGACAUCACAUAACAGCUUCAACAAUCUACGAACUCACGAAUCUACGCUCAUCAUCAUUCCGCAAUCGCCAAACGGGAUUGUCAUAUGUGGAGUCUUAUAUACGAUCGAAGAUGCCCAUACACAACGUUCGUACAUAUCGACAGGAUUCGACUUUUAUCGACUACAGUACUCCAAGCCGAAUAUCAGAUGGAUUAAUCUCUAUCGUAAUGCCAAUAUGAUCUCGUAUAAUCCAUAUGAUAAGCGAAUUUAUGUCUAUGAUCAUGGCUAUCUGCUUACGGUACCUGCUCACAUACAGUGGACGUCGAAA